Molecule: messenger RNA, 3038 nt
Organism: Salarias fasciatus (jewelled blenny)
Lineage: Eukaryota; Metazoa; Chordata; Actinopteri; Blenniiformes; Blenniidae
Gene: zdhhc18a
Product: zDHHC palmitoyltransferase 18a
Exons: 9
Coding region: 364-1761 (465 amino acids)
Biological process (GO): peptidyl-L-cysteine S-palmitoylation; protein targeting to membrane
Cellular component (GO): endoplasmic reticulum; Golgi apparatus
Molecular function (GO): protein-cysteine S-palmitoyltransferase activity
Source: RefSeq, a predicted model, not a curated record
UGACGGAAAAAGAAAAAGGAAACGAGUGCCGCAAGAAGCCGAAGCUCAUCUGUUCGUGUGUUCGUUACUUUAAUUCAACAACAUGAAUAUCGAUAUCGACGCGUGGCUGUAAUAAAACUACCAAAGAUGGUAGUUAACCUCAAGACAACUCGGGAAUUAAUCAAUCCGAAAGGACGAGACCUUUAUCGCUACGCUAGCUAGCUAAUGUUAGCUCCCAUGAUGGGCAAGUGAGCGUUACCGAGCGAGUGAAAUAUAUUAAAAAAAAAAACAAUAUAAAUGUCGCGAGGCUGAAACCCGGGGAGGAAGAGAGAGUAUUUGCGCGUGUGCCUUUAGCUACCUCGGAACCGUGUGGCCACUGUUUACAUGAUGAAGAAUUGCGAGUACCAGCAGAUCGACCCCCGGGCGCUGGCGGUGUCCCCGCUGUCGGCGCAGAGUCACCCCGAAAAGAAGGAGCAGCGGCCGCGGAGGAAAUGGGAGGUUUUCCCGGGGAAGAACCGGUUUUUCUGCGAUGGACGGAUCAUCCUCGCCAGACAGAGCGGCGUCCUUCCGCUGACACUUGGCCUUAUCGUUGUCACUUGUGGCCUUUUCUUUGCUUUCGAUUGCCCUUUCCUGGUGACGCACGUGACCGUCUUCAUACCUGUGAUCGGUGGGGUGCUGUUUGUGUUUGUGGUCACAUCCUUGCUGAGGACGAGCUUUACAGACCCAGGCAUCUUACCCAGGGCCACCCCAGACGAAGCUGCAGACAUAGAAAGACAGAUCGAUACCUCAGGAUCCUCUACGUAUCGCCCCCCUCCGCGAACCAAGGAGAUCCUCAUCAACCAGCAGGUGGUGAAGCUCAAAUACUGCUUCACUUGUAAAAUGUUUCGCCCUCCUCGAACCUCCCACUGCAGCCUGUGUGACAACUGUGUGGAGCGGUUUGAUCACCACUGCCCAUGGGUGGGAAACUGUGUGGGAAAACGGAAUUACCGCUUUUUCUACAGCUUCAUCAUCUCUCUGUCUUUUCUGACAUCUUUCAUAUUCGGCUGCGUCAUCACACACGUCACCCUGCGUUCUCAAGCACUAAAAAGCAUUGUUCAAGCCAUUCAGGAGAGUCCUGGCAGUGUGGUGGAACUGGUGAUCUGUUUCUUCUCCAUCUGGUCUAUUCUGGGCCUCUCAGGCUUCCAUACCUACCUAGUGGCCUCGAACCUCACCACAAAUGAAGAUAUAAAGGGAUCCUGGUCCAGUAAACGAGGAGCAGAGGAUUCUGGGAACCCGUACAGUUACAAUAACAUCAUAACCAACUGCUGUGUGACCUUAUGUGGGCCCAUGCCCCCGAGUCUGAUCGACAGGCGAGGUUUCGUCCCUCCCGACGAGGCGGCUGCCACCGCCUCUGCCUCGGAGAUCGAGCUGCCUCCUUUUGUGGCCAAGAGUGACGUCAACAUGUGCGCUCAGAGCACAAAGGACGUGUUGGAGCGGGUGGUCCACUCGUCAGACCUCCACGGCCUGUGCUCUCCAGGGACCCCGAAGACCUCCCCCCUGGUCCAGGAGGCCUCCGGCACCGCGGCGCCGACCCCGGCGCCCUCCCCGUCCUCCAGCUGCUCCCGCCAGCAGGCCCGGCCGCCCGCCGUCGCUCCCUGCCCCCCGUUCAGCAGAAGCAGCAAGAAGGACCCGCUGCACUCCAUUAACCCGGCUUUCCGCCUGGCUUCGCCCUCGCCGUCGCUCGGCCGCACCACGCUGAUCCUGGGCGACGCCCCCGACAUCGGCUUCGUCCCGCCGCACUGAGGGAGGGAGGGAAGGGUUCUCGCGGCGGCCUCGUCCGGCUGCACACACCGCUGCUCCGUGUUCUCACUGUGGUGGCCGAGGCGCUCGUGGCAGGUUGGACUGUCAGUUGAGUCCCGUCACUCGUGUCCAGCGAUCUUAGUAACUCUUGGAAGCACAAAAAUAGAGAUAUUUUUUUAGCAUCUUUUUUUAAGACAGCCUGAACAUGCCUCCACAGCUUCUUCCACAGAACCUCAGUGUUUUAAGUUCGAGCUGAUAUCUUAUGCAAACAGGCGCUCAGACCUGAGAAUCCUGACGUUCUGACUGUGGAUGCGAGUGAAAAAAAAACGAGCUCUGACCUGCCGGCUGGAUAGCGAGCCGCUUCAGGACGAUCAGCCUUACGUCCUGCGCUGUCACCUCCAUCCACAUCAUCCUGAAACUCCGAGUGUCUAAGUCUUCACUCUGAGCUGUCUGCCCCUCUGUGAUCAGCCCCACAUGUCAGAGGGAUCAGGCCGGCGUGCGUCUUUCAUUUCCGUGACUUGUAUCACUGGAAGGUAAUUGGAAAAGGAUGCUGAAAACGAGCACAAUGGAGCACAGGUGUUUGGUUCUUCUCGUAUCACAGUGUGACGCUUGUAGUAUGUUAGAAAUAGCAGCAUCACAUAUUUUGAAUUGUCCACUAUGUUGCUUUAUUUGAUAUUUUUCUAUUAUCCAAAGUAUUUACACGAAGUCCUGCUGCCUCCUGUCAGGACUCAGCAGUAUUUUCCGCCGGCACUCGACACGUUUCUCUGUGAGCAUCUGAUUUGUCUUCUCCUUUCGGAGGUUGCGUGCGGACUGUUUCCUGUCAGCAGUGUGUUCCUGGUCCAGCCGCGGUCUUCGCGUACGGACUGUUUGAUGCGUAUUAAAUGUUUCAGGAUUGUCGAUACGGACCUUUUCCCUGCUCGCAGCGUGAGACCUGGAGGGCAGCUCCUCCUCAUGAAACAGCAGGAGUCCCUCUGAGCCACUAGGGGGCAGGAUGUGAAUAUUGAUUGCAGGCUAGCUUGACAUCAGUUUAGUGUCAUGGAAAGCAUUAGAUGGGCCUUUUGAUGUUUCGUUUGUAUUUUUUAUUUAUUUUCUAUAUGAGCUUUGAAGCUGUACAUAGGGUGUAGGUUCACGAGGAGCCAUGUUUGCUCGUUCAUCCGUCUGCAGUGGGAUCCGUGGGUCAUGUAGGCAAUCACAAGCAGUGCUUGUAUGAGAAUAUUUUGUAGGCUGUCACAGUGGAACUGUAACAUUUGGUCAAUAAAUAUGAUCAUUUUUUUGUUGAU